Molecule: messenger RNA, 18373 nt
Organism: Caenorhabditis auriculariae
Lineage: Eukaryota; Metazoa; Nematoda; Chromadorea; Rhabditida; Rhabditidae
Source: the annotation of a GenBank genome assembly
AUGUCGUCGGUAUGUUACAGGAUCCUACAGUAACCCAGGGUCAAGAUACAGUAACCUUAUCAUGGCGCUUAAGUAGAGAUUGAAUAAAUUGUACACGGAAAGCCUUGAAAUCGAUAAUUUAAUUCUUUGUGUCUUUCCGUAUAAGGCUAGUCUACAGUAAUCCAGCUCCGAGCUACAGUAACCUUUGAGAACUUGGAAGGAGAUACUGUUUAUCUUUAGAAUUUCCCUAGAAGAUCUACAGUAACCUAAACUAGUCAGAAAUGCUAUACAGUAACCUACAGUAGUCACAUAUGCUCUAUAGCAAUCUGAAGUAGUCAAAUAUGCUCUACAGUAACCUGCGGUACUCAAAUAAACUCUACAGUAACCUACACUGUCGAAAUAAUACAAUAAUCUCUUCGGCAUCACAUUUUUAAUCAGCUAAAGAAGGAAAAGCGUAAUGAAAACUGAAGAGCUCGAUUCAACCGUGUAUACAGUGCCCCAACUCCGAUCUCUAGAAUAUAUACUGUAGUAUCACCAUACCGUAAUCAUUCAGGGAUCAUCCUCCUACACUGGAAGCUCGCGCUCCUCAGCUAGCUCUCGUGUUGUUUCCAUUGACAUUGUCAUCUCUUCUCCUGAGGUACCGUAUGACAAAAUAACUACAGUAACCUAUCGUAAGCUAAUUUUCAGGAGGACGAGCCGAGAAGACCCCGUCGUGGCCGUUCUUCAUCGGUUUUGACUUUUUUUAAUUUUUAAAGUUUUAAUAAAUAAUAAAUAAAACUUACAGCGCACCAGCUAUGCAUCAACGGAAUCGCCCAGAACCCGAUCUACCUCGGUAAUUUUUCAUAAUAAUUUUUUGUAAAUAUUUUUUUCUCUAGGCUACGUCUCAACGCAGCUCGGUAAGGCAGAACAUGGGUGCGAAACAGCGAGAGGAGCGCCGGUGAUCUCGUGGUGUAGUGGUUAUCACAUCUGUCUAACACACAGAAGGCCGGCGGUUCGAGCCCGCCCGAGAUCAAACUUCUUUUGCCAUUUUUCCUUUAAAGAUUUUUCGGUAGCUUUCAGCAAGACGCUUGUAAAUGACGUCAUUUUUUUUUUGUUCAAAUGACGUAUAUAAAAUUUUUGAUAGGUAUAAUGGAAAGUUGAAUGAAAGAGUGAAAAAAAAAUUUUGAUUAGAUUGGUUUUUUGUUUCAGAGCCGCAGAUCUAGGAGUUCUUCGGCUUCUGGAAGCAGCUCUAGACGGUCGAUCUCAACCAGAAGAUCAUCAAGCCGUUCAACGAGGGUUUGAAAGAAUAAAAAAAUCGAAUUUUUUUAAAUUUUCAUUUUAGCGGACUCCCAGGUCGGCCUCUUCUCGCCGUUCUCGUCUUUCUAGCCGGUCCACCUCGGUAAUUUUUUUUUUUCUAAUUGAUUGCAGUUAUCACUAUUUCCUUAACUCUUGAUUCAAUUACAUGAAAGAGUGAGUUGGAAAAAAAAUUAAGUGAAUUUUGACGAAAUUUUAACUUCUUCUUAACUGUUUUGUUUUAAUUUUCUUAGCCCCUCAAAAUUUAUUCUUUCAGAACAGCCGUCGUCGCCUCGGCCGCUCCAGAACUCCAAGAUCGACAAGGACUUCUGCUUCCAGCCGAUCGCCAGCCUUGGUGAGAAAGCAAGAUGGACCAUUUCUGGAAUAAUUUCCAUACAAAGACUAUAAAAACGAGCAGAAUGAAAGAAAAUACAUAUCGAUAUAUAUAUAUAUAUAUAUUAGAGUUCUCAAAAGUAAAUGUUUGAACGAACGUUCAACCAAACAUUUCCCGAACGUUUGAUGAAUUCGACCAAUUAGUUAAAUUUCACAUGAACCGUUUGUUAAAAAAACUUCAUUUUGGUUAAAUUUCAUAACUGAGCAUUUAAAAAAAUGAACAAUUACUUAUUUUUUUCGAAAAAAAUUUGGUUAAAAAAAUGAACAUUUAAAUUUCAUUUUUGAAGUUUUUUUGGUCAAAAAAAUAAACAUUUAAAAUUCAUUUUAGAAAUUUUUGGUCAAAAAAAGUGAACAUUUAAAAAUUCAUUUUGGAAAUUUUUGGUCAAAAAAAGUGAACAUUUAAAUUUCACUUUUUGAAAAAUUUUUGGUCAGAAAAAGUAAACAUUUGAAGUUCACUUUGAAAAUAAAUUUUUGGUCAAAAAAAUGAACAUUUAAAAUUCAUUUUUAAAAAUUUUGGUCAAAAUAGUGACCAAUCAAAUUUAACUUUGAAAAUUUUUGUUUAAAAAAAGGUAAACAUUUAUUCAUUAAUUAAUUCAUUACUAUUACGGCACUUGGCAGUAUCUGUGCCAGAGUCAAUUCUAUCUCAGUCUCUCCAAAUGAAAUCUUGAAUCGAUUACUUCGAAAUUCAAACUAAUUUCUGGUUAUAAAUUAAUAAAUCUGUUGGAAAACAGUGAUCUGGAUGGUCAAGGGCAAAGCUAAAAGCCGGUUAAGGCCGAGAAAAAUUAUAUAGAACCGGUCAAAAAAAUGAGCAGAACGAAAGAAAGGUGCUAUCUGGAUUAAUUGAAUGAGGAAAAAGAAAAAAAGUAUUGAUUUGGAUUUUUGGUUCGGAAAAGUCCAGGUUCGGAAAAAUUAUCGGCCAAAAAAAUGAACAUUUAAUUUUUCACAGUUGAAAAAAAAUUUUUUUCUAAGAAAAAAAGUAAACAUUUAAAAAUUCGUUUUGAAAAUUUUUGGUCAAAAAAAUGAACAUUUAAAAUUUCUCUCUUGAAAAUUUUUGGUCAAAAAAAGUAAACAUUUAAAAUUCAUUUUGAAAAAUUUUGUUCAAAAAAAUGAACAUUUAAAAGUUCAUUUUGAAAAUUUUUGGUCAAAAAAAGUAAACAUUUAAAGUUUCAUUUUUGAAAUUUUGGUCAAAAAAAGUAAACAUUUACUUUUCACUUUGAAAAAAAUUUGGUCAUUAGGACGAACAUUUAUUUACUAGUCAGAAUAUGAUUGUUUAGAAAAUGACCAUUUAUUUUUUUCAGUCAUUAUUUGAAAAAGUCACAAAAUGAAAAGAAUGAAAGUGAUCAAUUUUUGGUUGAUCUUUCAAAAAAACGACAUUCGUUUGAAAUGUCAAAAAGAAAAAUUUUUUUCGUUUUUUUGAAAAAAAUUUCAUUUUUUUCAAUUGGUCAUUUUGAGAACUCUAAUAUAUAUAUCUUGAAAAAAGAAAUAAAAAGAAAAAAUGAUUUUUGAGUUAAGCGCGCUCCAUGGAUAACAGGGCCAAUUUUUUUUUCAUUUUUCUCUUUUUUUUCUGUUGGUUUUAGUCAUCCUAAUAGAAACAGAAAGGUCCUCUGUUAGAUUAGAAUGAUUGAAAAGUUGCAACUGGAAAAAAAAAAAAAAGCCUCUAUUUUUUUACUUGUUUUCUUAGUUCAGAAUUUCGAAAGAGAAAAAAUUCACUUUUAUUGGUUGUUUGGAAGGUUAUAUCAGUGUCUAUAAGAUUCCUUUUCAUAAGUUUUACGAAAAAAGGGAAAAUAACUCUAAACAAUGCAAGAUUUUUAGUUUCUGGCUUAAAUUCUUUGUUUUUUUUCAAUCCGCUCUGGUUCGUAUCUCACAUUUUCAUCAUUUUUUUGAGUUGAAUUUUUUUUUUCUCAAUUUCUUGUUUUUCAGAAUGGCCGCCGUCGUCCGAGCCGCUCCAGAACUCCAGGAUCAGCCAGAACUUCGACUUACAGUCGAUCUCCAGCUCCGGUACAAAAAUUUGAUGAUUUUUCCUUUAACUUAAAAAUUUCCCAGUCCUCUUCCGGCUCCAGUCUUUACACUUCUGCUUCGGUAUUUUUUUCAAAUUCUCUCUCGUUUUAAAAGUAUUUUUCCAGCCCAAAAAGUACCGCAAGACGCCGCGAGUGCUCUUUAGGAACCCUCCGACCGAGGUGAAUUUACUUUUUCAAGGGAAUUUUGUUGAAAAAUUGAUUUUAGAGCUAUUCGGAGCGUAUGGCCGCCGCUUCAACUCCGCGACGUUUGUACUCGGCGAAAAAGGAAGAGGAAAGACGGGUGGAAAUUACGGAAACACCCAGAAGAACCCGGGUUUGAUUUGAUAGAAAAAAAUACUAUUCGUAGUUUUUUUACAGUGCUAGGUCCGAAAAAGUUUCCUAUUUUUUUAACUGCUUUUUCCCGUUCCUUGAAUCAAUUUUUUUCAGAUAAAAGUGAAAAUUUUUAAUAAAAAAAGAACCUUAAAAAAAUUAAGCUUUUUACUUCAUUGAAAUUCAUGUUUUUUGAAAAUUCUUGUCCUUGACUUUUCUUUUUUUGAGUCUAUUUUUUUCAGAUGGUUUUUUUCAGAAAAAAACCAGUGUUUGAUUAAUUUUUCUUAUUUAGUAAAAAAAGGCUUUUUUUAAAGGAUGACUAGGUACAUAAACAUCUAUUUUUCUUUAAAUUAUUUUUUUUUUUUUUGAGUUUAUUUUUUUCAGAUAGUUGAAAAAAACUUGAAGCCUUUAUUUUCAAAAUCGUAAAAAUGUAUAUAGUGUCUUGCGAAAAUCGGAAUUUUUUUCUGAUUCUGAAAAUUUUUUUUUCUUUUUUAUGGUUUUUUGAAAUCGCGAAACCAUUUAAAAUUUCGCUUAAAAAUAAAUUUUGAGGCCGAAAAAUGAGAAUUAUUGUUUAAUUCAUAAGAAAACGGUUCCUAAAUACUCUCAAUCGCCUUGUUAAGGCGCAUUUUUCGUCUCAUUUUUAGCAAAAAUUUUUUGGAUGCGUACCUUGAGCCAUUGAAAAAAGGGUCCUGACACGAUAAUGCACGAGAUAGUGCCUGAAUCGUGGAGAGAGCAGACAGGCCACGCCCCUUGAGCCAGCCGUGAAUCGGCUAUAACAUCUUUUACUUUUAUUCAAAAGGAACUUUUUCCAGGGCUUCCCCAUCCAAGCCAGAAACCUCAACUUCCACCCGACGACCCUUGCCGGACCUGUUAGUUCGAAUUAUCGAUUGAAAUUGAUUGAUUAUUGAUUUUUCAGGCUCCAGAAGUCUCUCGGCCGCCUUCCGUCAGCGGAUCUCCCCGAAGAUCUUCUUCAAGGUGAACCCGAAGAUAAUUGAGACAAUAAAAAAUUACACCCAACAAGUUUAGCUUUGUUUUUCGUGUAUGAAAGAGGAUAGUGUUUGAAUGGAUUUGACCAGGAAAUUUUGAAUUUUUCUCGAUUUGGUACUUAUCCUUUGAGUCUUUCUUACUAAAAAUAAGCGACUUUUGAUUAAUUAUAGUAAUUUUAUUCGGUUCCUGCUGUUAGAGGAUCAUGUAGGCGGAAUUAUUUAUAUUUUUGGUAUUUUUUUAUAAGGAAGAAUAAAAAAAUAAAAAAAAGAAGGCUUUGUAAUGAAUUCCAGGCUGAUUUUGUUUGAAAAUCCUUUCUGGAAAGUCUAAAAAAUUUGGAAAGCCGAAAAUCUGUUUUCAGUGUCAUUUUUUUAGUAUUACAAAACUAUUUUCAACAUUUUCCAUUUUCUUGACCAAUAGUUUUAGAAGAAACUAGUUGAUUCUGAGAAAUCCAAGAAAAGAAAAAAAUCCCGAUAACUGUGUUUCUGACAAGCUAUCGAACUAUUGGAGCUAGUAUAAUUUUUUCCAAAAGUCAAAAAAAGUGGAAAAUGAAGAUUUUGAGCUGUAAAUCUUGCAGCAGAGGAUCCAGCGACCCGCUCAAGUUCCCCACGACCCUGAAACUGACGGCGCCGUUGAGAGCCUACUGCUCGAACGUCGCCACCCAAAACAAGGCCGAGAAUCGCGUCGAGAUCAUUUCCGAGACGGUCUUCUCCUCGUUCGACCUCUCGGUUGAGGAGUUGAAGCGUCGCUGCCAGGAGACGAUGCACGAAGUGGGUUGGGUCGGGUCAAAAAUACCUUUUUCCAGCCUUGGGGGACCCUUAUGGGGAAUCUUUGACCUUAAAAGUAAUUUAUUAAUAAAUUAUGCAAUGAAGAAUGGAUAGAUUCUGAAUUUCUAUAGCUUGCGGACAUGUCAAUAGACUCGCAUUUUGUGACAAAUAACAGGAUUUCUGCUUCAAAUGAAUGGUUUCUCUUCUGAAAAAAGCAUUUAGUCAAACAAAAAACACACACCGAUAAUAAAGAAAACACAAAUUAUUGCUAUCCCAAGCGAAACCUGUGUAAAAUCAUCAUUUUUCACCAAAGAAGCAUUUUUGCGAUCAAAGUUUGCAAUUCAUACAUGAAUAGAAAGCUUUUGUGACGAAAAUAACUUUGGUGACAACAGAAAGCAUUGAAAUUCGAAAGAAACGAAGAAAAAAGCGAAAAUCCAGAAGAUGGCGAAGCCUGUUGUCCAUAGAGAAACUUUACUGCAAAACGCUCUUUUUGCGUGAACUCAAACUUUCUUCUCUCCGACUUUGAAUAAUUUUUUUCUCUGAAACUAGGAACUUCUGUACGUUUCCAAGUUCACCGUUCGAUUCGCAAUGAUAAACUCUACAAAGUACUGCUUUGAACUGAAACACGGUUUUUUACUGCCCCUAUGUCUUUAAGAAAUACACAACUAAUUUGGCUUGAACAGCUCUUUUCAAAAUUACUGAUUAAAAUGUACGUGCAUUCCAAGUUUUUUGAGGAAAUUAGGCUGCGCCGGUCGACUUUGAAUUCACGUAACAGUUUAUAAAAUCAUACGUAAAUUCUAAAUCUCCUAUCAAAACUGCGCAAAAUACAAGAAUUUUCAUGUCAAAAGACGAUGCACAAAGUGAGGUUUACCUAGAAAAAUUGGUAAUUGGGUCAACCAAAAUAAAUCAUUUGAUUUUUUGAUAAAAUAGUGUGGGUAGUGUCGUUGAACUCUAGAACUGAGUAUCCUAAUAAAUUUUAAAAAAAACUUGAGAAACUAGGUCAAAAACCACAUAGUUAGUGACGCCAUCAGACUUCUAAAAAUGACGUCAUUCAGUGAGCUUACUAGGGAACGUUUUUUACCCCCCGGUUGAACUUUUGACGAAACUUUGCAGAGAUGUACUUUGAGGUCUCCUGAAUCCAGAACAAGAAAAAAAUUUCUCGCAAUAGACCUUGUUUUCGAGAUAUGCAGCCUCGAAGUUUGCACGCGAAAUCUGCGGAAGCAUGGAAGAGGAAAUAUGUUGCGCGCAGUGUCGGUGGAAUGCCAGUUGAUUCGUGGCAGAGUGGAAUGAGGGCGCGCGCUAUGUGCGAGCUGUGGUGGGUUCAAUCCCAUUUCGCUGCCAAAUUUUGCAAAACUCUUUUGCUAAAACUCCAAUCAUUCGAAACACUUGGUAAGCCAUUUUCCUGGAUGGAACGAAUUGAAAUAAAUCAAUUUUGUGGAAUAAAAAAAAUUUCCAUUCUCAACAGUUUUGAAAUGAUGAAUGAAAAUCAACUCGAGUAAAGUAUAACAAUAUGCAAAACACAACCAAUACAUUCAAAUCAAACAAAAUUUCAGCACUUAUGACAGAUUUGCGUUGGCAAAAGACGCUUCUUUUUUCUGAAGGUGUGGGCGCUUCGGAGAAUUCCUCCAUUACCCCCUUUUUGAAUAUAAAUAAUAUAGAAAUAUGAGAACUAUUAGGCAGAAGAGAAACAGAAAAAUCUUUCUGAAAAUUCAAAUGAAUAAAGGAAUACUGUUGCGAAGAGUUUGAAAAAUUGCAUCAUCCUUCUUUUAAAUAACAUUUGGCAAAAGAAAUUUUGCAAAAUUUGGCAGCGAAAUGGGAUCGAACCCACCACAGCUCGCACAUAGCGCGCGCCCUCAUACCACUCUGCCACGAAUCAACUGGCAUUCCACCGACACUGCGCGCAACAUAUUUCCUCUUCCAUGCUUCCGCAGAUUUCGCGUGCAAACUUCGAGGCUGCAUAUCUCGAAAACAAGGUCUAUUGCGAGAAAUUUUUUUCUUGUUCUGGAUUCAGGAGACCUCAAAGUACAUCUCUGCGAAGUUUCGUCAAAAGUUCAACCGGGGGGUAAAAAACGUUCCCUAGUUAGAGAUUUCUGUCUUCAUAUGACGUCACUAAAGGUGGUUUAUAGGUUAACUAGGUAAGAUUUAGGUCAAAUCUUUGGGAAAAAGUCGCUAAAUAAUUUGCAAAGUUGUAAUCAGCCGGAAAAAAGGUUCUAUACAGCGUUUUUGUCAGUGGAAGAAAAUGCAAAACGAAAAAUGAAGAGGGCGUGGUCAAAACCUCCGCCGUUCCGAUAUGACGUCAUGAGAAACACGCGUAAACAACAGAAAUAUUGAAGGCGCAUGUUCAUUGGGUCUUGAGACGAAUCGUUUUCUCUUUUCCAAAGAAACUUAACUUUUCUGUUUCCGUGGUCGAAGUGAUUCCGCGAAAUUCAAAAUAACCGCCAGAAAGUGAAAAAUAAAACUGAAUUUUCGAAAUGCAGAGAUGAUUUUGAUAUUUCUAUUCGAAACUUUAAUUAUUAAUUGAAAAAAUGAUGAAUAUUUUCAGACGAAAUGCAUUUCUGUGCAGCGAAACUCGAAGGACGACCUCAAAGACGGCCCCCAUUGAGAACACUUUGCGACGAAUUUUUUUGUCGGCGACCAGAUUUUCAUCCUCCAGAGCUUUACCGUCAUUGAUGUGUGUUUUAGGAAAUUUUUUUUUUGCAUCUUUUAGAAUUUUUUAGGUCCUUGAAAGGUCCUAUUGUUCUUUUUCCUUGUAAAAAUUUCAUUAUUUCACUUUUAUUAUCAAUUUUUCAACUUUGAUGUUUCUCAUAUACCUUUGGAUUAGCGAUGAAACUACAAACUUUUUUUUGAAAAUAUUCUGAACCUGGAAAACUUAUUUGAAAGCUUCAGAGGAAGGACCAAGACCUCGGCAUCGACAUCCGAGACGUUCGUGAGAUCUUUAACAUUUGUCAGACUGAGUACACGGACAACCGAGGAAGGUAAACAUGAGCAAUACGGCGUCAUUAUGAGCAAUUCUGAGCAAUUACAGAACCCACCGUGGAAUAAUGAGCAUCACGGCCGACCAGAAAAUCACUGGCACCCCUCAAAAAUACUGUUACGACGAAUCGUUCCUCAUUCGUUUCGGCGACAAUGAAUCGAUGAUUGUCGAGGAGAGGUGAAUUUCGAAAAAAAAAUGAGAAUUCCUUACUUUUUCAAAACAUUAUGUCUUGAACUGUUGAAAUUUGGCUAAUUUCGAAGGCCUACAGUAGCCUCAGGCGUAGGUUUUUCUUUCGCGACGAGACCUCCCUUUUUGGAUCUUUAAAAGUUUUUUGAUUGUUUUAAGGUGAUUUGACAUAUUUUCUGUAAUGUUUCUGAUCGGAAGGAAGCUUUCAGUAGUGAGUAACUCGGAGCAUUUGAAAAUUAGGUUGAAAUAUACUCUUAAAAGAAGUGCAGGCUCGUUUUCGUGUGAAUUUUGAUAGUUUUGCCCUCUUCAGUUGUAUUUUUCUCGAGUUUUUUGCAUCAUCUAGUUAUUGAACGCCAGUUUAGAUUUUCUGAAUCCUAAAAAAAAACCCGUAACACGAAGAUGAGGCCCAGAAAAAGCGAAAUAAAAGAAUAAAGAUAUACCUAUCGUAGCCCCAGGCGUAGUUUUUGUUUUCGCGGCGAGACCUCAUUUUUUGGAUUCCUAAAAGUUUUUUGAUUGUUUUAAAGUGGUUAGACCUAUUUUCUGUAAUGUUUUUGAUCGGAAGGAAGCUUCCGGUAGUGAGUAACUCGGAGCAUUUGAUAGUUGGGAGGGACAGAAAGUGGAUAGACUUUUGCACAUGUUUUCGUGCAAAUUUUGACGUUUUCAGCUACUUCAGUUGAAUUUUUCUCGAGUUUUUUGCAUCAUCUAGUUAGUAAACGCCAGAUUUGAUUUUUUGAAACCAAAAAGAUGUAUUCAUGAGAAGAUCAGGUUGAGAAAAAGGCAAAUUUUAAAAACAUAAGCCUAUCGUAGCUCCAGCCGUAGUUUUUGUUUUCGCGGCGAGACCUCACUUUUUGGAUCUUUAAAAGUUUUUUGGUUGUUUUAAGGUGGUUUGGAAUAUUUUCUAAAAUGUUUUUGAUUGGAAGGAAGCUUUCAGUAGUGAGUAACUCGGAGCAUUUGAUAAUUUCGAGGAAUAAAAAGUGGAAAGACUUUUGCGCAUGUUUUCGUGUAAAUUCUGACAUUUUUAGCUACUUCGGUUGGUUAUUUCUUGAGCUUUUUGCCUUCAUCCGUUACUGAACGCCGGUUUAAAUCUUAUGAAGCCAAAAACAAUCAAUUUCCUGAGCAAAAAGUCAAGAAAAAGCAGAAUAAAGGCGAAAAGAGAAACCUACCGUAGCCUCAUGUCUAGCUGUUGUUUUCGCGGCGAAACCUUACUUUUUGGAUCCUUUUGGUUUUUUGAUUGUUUUAAGGUGAUUUGACAUAUUUUUUGAGACUUUUUUGAUCAAAACUACGCUUUCUGUUGUAACUUAUCGGAAUCAUUCGUAAAUAACGUUGAAUUUACUUUGAAAAGACUUUUAAGCUCGUUUUCGUGGGAAUUUUGAUAGUUUCAGCUCAAUUGGUUGGAUUUCAUUCGAGUUUUUUGCAUUUAUCCGUUACUGAACGCCAGUUCUGAUUUUCUGAAGCCCAAAAAACCUAGUAACACAAAGAUAAGGCCAUGAAAAAACGAAAAAAAAGGCGAAAGGGUAGCCUACCGUAGCCUCAAGCGUAGUUUUCGCCUUCGCGGCGAGACCUCACUUUUUCAAUCCUUCAAAAUUUUUUGAUUGUUUUAAAGUGGUCGUAACUAUUAUCUGAAAAUUUAUUGAACCAAUUAAUGUCUGUAGUUAAGUACUAUGUCAAACAUUAGGAUAUGAAGUGGAAUAUUCUGUUAAAAGACGCGUAGGCUCGUUUUCGUGUGAAUUUCGAUAGUUUCAGCUUAAUUUUUCGGAUUUUCUUUAAGUUUUUUGCAUUCAUCCGUUACUGAACGCCAGUUUUUGAUUUUUCUGAAGCCCAAAAAAACCCAUUAAAACGAAGAUAAGGCAAAGAAAAAAAGCAAAAUAAAAAGGCAAAAAGAGUAGCCUACCGUAGCCUUAGACCUAUCCUUAGUUUUCGCAGCGAGACCUCACUUUUCGGAUCCUCCAGUGUUUUUUGAUUGUUUUAAGAUCAUUAGACUUAUUUUUUGAGACUUUUUUGAUCAAAACUACGCUUUCUGUUGUAACUUAUCGGAAUCAUUCGUAAAUAACGUUGAAUUUACUUUGAAAAGACUUUUAAGCUCGUUUUCGUGGGAAUUUUGAUAGUUUCAGCUCAAUUGGUUGGAUUUCAUUCGAGUUUUUUGCAUUUAUCCGUUACUGAACGCCAGUUCUGAUUUUCUGAAGCCCAAAAAACCUAGUAACACAAAGAUAAGGCCAUGAAAAAACGAAAAAAAAGGCGAAAGGGUAGCCUACCGUAGCCUCAAGCGUAGUUUUCGCCUUCGCGGCGAGACCUCACUUUUUCAAUCCUUCAAAAUUUUUUGAUUGUUUUAAAGUGGUCGUAACUAUUAUCUGAAAAUUUAUUGAACCAAUUAAUGUCUGUAGUUAAGUACUAUGUCAAACAUUAGGAUAUGAAGUGGAAUAUUCUGUUAAAAGACGCGUAGGCUCGUUUUCGUGUGAAUUUUGAUAGUUUCAGCUUAAUUUUUCGGAUUUUCUUUAAGUUUUUUGCAUUCAUCCGUUACUGAACGCCAGUUUUGAUUUUCUGAAGCCCAAAAAACCCAUUAAAACGAAGAUAAGGCAAAGAAAAAGCAAAAUAAAAGGCAAAAGAGUAGCCUACCGUAGCCUUAGACCUAUCCUUAGUUUUCGCAGCGAGACCUCACUUUUCGGAUCCUCCAGUGUUUUUUGAUUGUUUUAAGAUCAUUAGACUUAUUUUUUGAGACUUUUUUGAUCAAAACUACGCUUUCUGUUGUAACUAAUCGGAAUCAUUUGAUAAUGAAGUUGGAUUUACUGGGAAAAUACUUUGAGACCUGUUUUCGUGUAAAUUUUGACAUUUUUAGCAACUUUGGUUGGAUUUUUCUUGAGCUUUUUGCAUUCAUCUGUUAGUAAACCCCAGUUUUGCUUUUCUGAAGCUCAAAAAAUCCGAUUAACACGGAGAUAAGGCCAAGAAAAAGCGAAAUGAAAGCAAGAAGAGCAGUCUACCGUAGCCUCAGGUCUAGCUGUUGUUUUCGCGGCGAAACCCCACUUUCUGGAUCUUUCAUUGUUUUAAGAUUGUUUUAAGAUUGCUAGGUUUAUUCUCUGAGAUUUUUUUGAUCGAAAUGAUGCAUUCCAUUUGCGAAUAAUUGGUAUCAUUCGGAGAUGAAGUUAAAUUUACUUUGAAAAGACUUUGAGACUCGUUUUCGGGAGGUUUUUGAUAGUUUCAGCUUUAUUGGUUGGACUUUUCUUGAGCUUUUCACAGUCAUCAGUUACUGAAAACCAUUGUAGAUUUUCUGAACGCAAAAAAAAUUAUUAACACAGAGUCAAGGCCAAGAAAAAGCCAAAUAAAGACAAGUCAGGUAGCCUACCGUAGCCCCAGGCGUUGUUUCUGCUUUCGCGGCGAGACCUCUCUUUUGGGGUCUUUUAAUUUUCUUUGAUUGUUUUAAGGUGGCUAGACCUAUUUUCUGUAAUGUUUUUGAACAAAACAAUGCUUGCUGUUGCGAAUAAGUGGAAUAAUUCGAAAAUUAAGUGAAAUACAUUGUCGAUAGACUUUUAGGCUCGUUUUUGUCUGCAUUUUGAUAGUUUCAGCCUCUUCGGUUGGACUUUUCUUGAGCUUUUUGCAUUCAUCAGUUACUGAACAUUAGUUUAGAUUUUUUGAAGCCGAAAAAACCCAUUAACACGAAGAUAAGGCUAAUGAAAAAGCGAAAUAAAAGGCAAAAAAGUUGCCUACCGUAGCCUCAGGUGUGGUUUUUGUUUUCGCGGCGAUACUUCUCUUUUUGGAUCCUUCACAGUUCUAUAAGGUGGUCUCAAUUAUUUUCUGAAGAACUUUCAAACCAAUAAAUGCUUGUAGUCAAGUACUAUGUCAAAAAUUUGGAAAUUAGGUUGAAAUAUUCUGUUAAAAGACGCGUAGGCUCGUUUUCGUGUAAAUUUUGACAUUUUUAGCUACUUUGGUUGGAUUUUUCUUGAGCUUUUUGCAUUCAUCCGUUACUGAACGUCAAUUUAGAUUGCAUGAGGCCAAAAACAAUCUAUUUCCAGAGCAAAAAUUCAAGGAAAACCGAACUAAAAGCGAAAAGAGAAGCCUACCGUAGCCUCAGGCGUAGCUUUUGCUUUCGCGGCGAAACCACACUUUUUCAAUUCUUCAAAGUUUUUUGAUUGUUUUAAGCUCUGGAGGACUGUUUUUUGGAAAUUUUUUGAACUGAUGGAUGCUUUAAUAAAGUAAUAUGUCAAAAAUUUAGGGAAUGAGUGGAAUGUUAUGUUACUUGUAGACCUGUUUCGAAAAGAAAAAUAAAAUUACGAUUUUGAAAAGUCUUUACCAUUCUUCUCUCAGGUCGCUCAUCAAGCCCAGCCAGAUUGACGUGAAAGCCAAGGAGCUGAAGUGUCUCCACACCUUGGAACUCUAUGACCCCUCGGCACUGUAAGAAACACAAGUCUUCUUCGUUCUUGACCCCUUUGACGUCUUCAGAAUCAACUUGAACACGUUUAUCGUCUUCGAAGUGGGCGAAGCCUCGUGGGCCGGCCUGGACGCUCCAUCCAGCGACAAGACCUUCUAUUACCCCGAGGUUGUACCUUCUGAAAAUUAAUAAAAAAUUAUUGACCCUUGAGUUGAGUUCUUAUCAAUGGGUAGGCAUUGGGAAGAAUUAGUUUUGGAGAUACUUAGAUAUAUUUUUGAGCUGAGUUUUCAAGGCUAGAAGAUCUCUUAAACGGUCCAACACACACUGUAAAGUGGAUCAUCGUUGUUAUUGAUUUUUUUCGAAGUUGAUUAAUUUCCCGAGUUGAUUUCAUAUCUAUAAAUACGCAAAAAGUAACUUUAACCUAAAUUAAUAUUUAGAUAUUUUCGAAACAAUUUUCAAAACGAUAAAACGAACACCGUAAAGUGGAACAUCGUUGUUAUUGAUUUUUUCGAAGUUAUUGAUUGAUUUCUCAAGUUUUCAUCAAUGGGUUAAGAGUCGCAGGAGGUAGCUUAUUAGUUUAAUUUUCAUAAUUUACAUUUUUAGUUUUGAAUAGAAUUUUUUUGAAAAUAGCGUAAUUUGGAGUAUCGUUGGUUUUGAUUUUUCUGAAGUUAUGGAUAAAUUUCCUGAGUUCUUAUCAAUGGUUUAGAUAUCGUAGAAAGGCUUGAUAUUCCCCGGAAAGUUUAAUUUGCAAUUUUUUUGAAUGAAGUUUUUGAAGAAAAAGUGAAAUUAACUGUUUUUUUGCUCAUUUUUUUGUUACUUAACCUUUUUUUCAUGAUUUUUUUAAAAAAAUCUGAACUUUCACAAUUUCUUUCUAAUUUGGGCUGAGUAGAAUGAAUAGCCUCAAGGGCUUGAGGAAAAAAAUCGUUUUUCAUUAAGUUUCAAAAAGUUGGAAAUCUUUGGCCGGAACACUUGAAGUUUUUCUCAAUUUUGAGUCUUCUAAAGCUCUAACAUCAGUUUAGGGUUUCAAUCAUUUUUGAAAAAGGUUCUCACAUUGUCAUUUUUUGGUGCUAAAUCGAACAUUUCAUUAAAAAAAUUAUUUUUUUCUAUUUUAAUUUUUCUAAGCUGUUUUUUUCCGCUUUAUUCGCUCCUUUUUCUCAAUCCCGUGGCCGCCCGUGUAAUGGCUUGAAGCUUUGCUGUUAGAACUAGAUUCACAGCCAGAAUUAAAAAAUAUGAUUCAUAAAAGUCUGAAGUAUUUGGUGCAGUGGUUGUGUCGAGCCAUUCCAAGUGCGGCCAAAGUUACAACAAUUGAAAAGUACAAAACUUCUUUUCAGUUGAAGGCGACGAAUGGAGAAACUGCUUCUAUGGCCCAAAACUCCAGAAAAGUGCCACAUUCGGCGAUUUUGGUGAGCCCAAGUAGAACAUUGAAAAUUGCAGAUCUGUUUCAAAAUUCUGGGAACUUAGGCAAUUUCGAGUGGUCCCUAUAGGGGUUAGGGAAAUAACAGCCUCUAUAGGGGCCGAAAAGGUGGUCCCUAUAACCCCUGACCUCUUGGCCCCUGAAGCUUAAGUGAUCCCUAAAAGGGUUUUUCAUUUUUAUUCAAAAAAUGUUAUUUGUUCAGUGACAAUGCUUCAUCGCAUAGAGUUUAGAAAGUUGUCCUCUUUAGGGACCCCUUUUGCAAGCUUUAGUGGCCCUUUUAGGUUGGUACAGUGAUCCCUAGAGGGGACCCUAUAUAGACCACUCUGGAGUUCCUAAGAAUGGUAAUCAUCCAGAUCAGUCGUUUUUGUAGACUAAAUUCCGAAAAAAGCGAAUUUUGAGCCCUUUCUGCUUGUUCUCUGUAUCCUACUACUACGUUCUGCAGAUAAUAAGUUUUUUUCUUUCCGAGUACCUUCCAUAGGAUUUCGAAACAGUUCUGCGUCACUUCCUGAGUCGGAUGAAGCUCAAAACUCAUCUCCUUGACUUCAGAAGUCGACGCCGACGAAAAAUGCCGCACCGCAGAUGAGCAUGUCUUGUCCGCCGGCCCGACAGCGCGUCGAGUUCCCCGACACGUCCACUUCGGCUUCUUCCAACGCUUCGUCGACGUCAUCUUCCACUUCUUCUCGGAGACGUCUGAACUUUGACGGGCCUUCCAGGACGUAUUCUGUUGGUGGAUCCAGCUCUCGGCCAAACACCAGAUUCGCCUCGGCUUCUCCAGCUCGGCCCAGGACACCGUCAGCUCGCGAAGUCCUUUCCGCGGGUCAGAAGCUUGUCGGGGAUCCCGACUCUUUGAAGCUGGUAGCAAAGGCACCCACGUCAUCUACCUCGACGCCUUCAGCUCGCGAAGUCCUUUCCGCGGGUCAGAAGCUUGUCGGGAAUCCUGACUCCUUGAAUCUGGUAGCGAAGGCACCCACGUCAUCUACCUCGACGCCUUCAGCUCGCGAAGUCCUUUCAUUGAGCCAGAAGCUUGACCUGAAGCCCCUUUCGACUCCACCGAAGGCCACGACGCCUUCAGCUCGUGGAGCCCUGUCCUCGGGUCAGAAGCUCGACGUGGAGUUUUCUGAGCCUCCUCAGAAGCCUCAACUCCUGACACCGUUAGCUUCAGCUCCACCCACGUCUUCAAACCCGACACCACCAGCCCACGUGGCUCUCUCGUCGAGCCAGAAGCUCGAGUUCACUGAGCCUCCACAGAAGCCGCAAGCCCUGACGCCGGUCUUGACGACUUCAGUACCACCAAAGCCCGUUGCGCCUCUUCAUCAAACGUCGUCGACCUCGCAGUCCCUUCCCGCGGCGCCUCCAUCCAGCCCGGCUUCGUCUUCCUCGUCGUCGAAGUCGUCGUCCCGACCUCGUAAGUUUGGAGCUUCUUUUUUGAAUUCUGAAGGCUUGAAAACGUGAAUAUUUCGUGCCGCCGGCGCGCUCCCAGCGUCAGAUGAUCUCGUGGUGUAGUGGUUAUCACAUCUGUCUAACACACAGAAGGCCGGCGGUUCGAGCCCGCCCGAGAUCAAAUGUUUUUUGCCAUUUUUUUUUCAAAGUAUUUUCAAAGAAAUCGUAUAUAUUUCGAUAGCUUUUUGCAAGGCCUACAAUCUGGCGGGUAUAAUUAUGAAAAAAUCCUGUUUUUGGAAUAAUUUUUUUUUCAAAUUUUUCGAGGGUCAAGGAAGUUUUUCUGAAUUUUGGUGGCUCAACUUGCUAUUUUUUUAGCUUCUAGAGUUUUUGACGACUUUUGAAUGUCCCUCACGCUGUUAAUGAACUCUCUGAAGCCUCCUGAAAAUUUCCAGUUUGACAAUUUUUUUGAGACUGAUAAAAACUUGGUUUUGAUGAAAAGACGAUUGAAAAUUUUCAUUUUUCGAAGGCCGCCGCCGCGUCCGAUCGUCGUCCAGAAACACCCGGGGAAAAGUCGUGACCAAGGAGACGACGAUCGUGAAAGAAGUGAGGCAGAAGCCCGGAGAGCAGCCGUCGGUCACCGAAACGAUGGAAGUCGUCAAGACGAUUGACAAAAGUUUGCGAAAAUUAAGAAAAUGCGUGAAAAGUUGUGUGCAUUUGAAGCAUGUGGCCAAUAUGAUAUCAGUUUUGAGAUUUUCAUGUCCCUCAUUUUUCACUGAGCAACAUCAUUCUACUUCCUCUAGACUUCCUGAGACUCUUUAUUUCAAAUUUCUCAAGCUUUGAGAAUUUUCCAACCCUCCAAGAUUAUCUUAAAACUGUCUCCCAACUGCAUAAAGUAGAAGUUAUCCUUCAGCGCCACAAAAAUCGUUCCGAAUCGUCCAAAUCGACGAAAAGCCGAUUAAUGACUCGGUCCGCCUUGAACCGGAAAGCCUCAAUCAGAGCAUGCCCACGAUUUCGCCACACGAUUCAACGGAGACGAACGUCGAGAUUGAGAACUUUGUCAAGCCCUCCCCGAAGUCCGACUCUUUCGAAAAGCAUUAAGACUUGAUCUUUUCCAGGGCUCCCCUGAACCCGGCCCCGCCCACACCGAGAAGUGUCACCAAUCAGAUGGUCGUCAAUUUGGCGGAGAACGAGGCUGGGAAGAAUGGUGAAGAUUUGAGUAUUAGAACGAAAAAAAAGUUUAAAGGCGCAGGGAAAGUUUAGAUUAGAAGAUUUAAAGGCGCAGGGAGGAGUUUGAAGGAUGACAUUUAAAGGUGCAGAGAGUUCAUUUUGUAUUUUGAGAGCUUCAAAUAUGAGUAAAGGGAUCAAAAAAAGCCUGGGAUAGAAAAAUACCCUUCAUUAUCCGAAUCAGCCUGAAAAUUUUGAAAUUUUCAGCCUCAAAACUUUUGUUAAAAAAAAUAAUUCCAGUUUGAGCCGCUAAUCUGAGCAUUUUUAGAUUUGUCGAUCAUAAAAUUGAGUAAAAAAUUGUUGAAACGACGUCAAAAUUUUUAUUUUUAUCAGUUAGAAACAUAUUUUCCAGUUUUUUCCAAUUUUAAGCGUUCAAAGCUCUCAAAACUGUGUCUUUCUAGUUCAUUUCAGCAUCUAGAUUGUAGACCUCUCGAUAAGCUUCUGAAAAAUAUAUCAUUUACCGCAUAAAACGCUAAAAAGAAAAUGGCAAAAAGGAGUUUGAUCUCGGGCGGGCUCGAACCGCCGGCCUUCUGUGUGUUAGACAGAUGUGAUAACCACUACACCACGAGAUCACCGGCAGUUUGGCCUGCGCCGGCGGCACUUCCCUCCUCUCUGCUUUCUUUUCACUGGAAUACCAGAAUUUUAAAAAAUUUGGAAAAAUACAAUUUUUCAAUUUUUGAAUAUUUUUCUUUAAGAAUGAUGGAUUUAGAUGAGAAACCGAAAGCGCGAAAGAUGUUCAACAAGAAAUUGACGUUGAACGGCGUGGUUGACAAGACGCCCUACGAGUUCAACUUGUUCAUCCAUCUUGAGGUUGGAAAUUCUUUGAAAAUUCGUAUUUUCUCAUUAAAUUAACAUAUUUAGGCCUACAAUGACCCUAACUUUGAGCCAACGAAAAUCACACUUGAGGGCGAUGUUUUGUGGCAAAAAACUUCGGAUUGGGCGCCGAUUAAGGACAACACUAGUCAUGUAAGUGGCGAAAGUUUUAUGAUUCUGAAUAUUUGAAGCAAUUUUCGAAAAAGCCAUGAAAUUCCAGUUUUGCAGACGAAAACACUCGCUGUGCAGGCGAGUGAGAUUACCAGUGAGGAGGAGAAGUCGAAUGGCCAGAAGAAGUAG